GCGGGGCGGCGCGGCCGGGCCGGCGGCGCGGGAAGAUGGCGGCCGGGAUCCGGGAGAAGCAGACAGUGGCUUUGAAACGUAUGCUGAACUUCAAUGUUCCUCCAGUUAAAAACAGCACAGGAGAACCAGUAUGGAAGGUUCUCAUUUAUGACAGAUUUGGCCAAGAUAUCAUCUCACCUUUGCUGUCAGUGAAAGAGCUGAGGGAUAUGGGGAUCACUUUGCAUCUGCUUUUGCAUUCAGAUCGAGAUGCUAUUCCUGAUGUCCCAGCUGUUUACUUUGUAAUGCCAACAGAAGAAAAUAUUGACAGAAUGUGCCAGGAUCUUCGAAACCAGCUUUAUGAGUCUUACUAUUUAAACUUCAUUUCUGCCAUUUCAAGAAGUAAACUGGAAGAUAUUGCAAAUGCUGCUAUAGGUGCUAAUGCAGUAACUCAAGUGGCUAAGGUGUUUGAUCAAUAUCUUAAUUUUAUUACUUUAGAAGAUGAUAUGUUUGUAUUGUGUAACCAAAACAAAGAACUUGUUUCAUACCGUGCCAUUAACCGACCAGAUAUAACAGACACAGAAAUGGAAACUAUAAUGGACACUAUUGUUGAUAGUCUCUUCUGUUUUUUUGUUACACUUGGCGCUAUACCUAUAAUCAGAUGCUCAAGAGGAACUGCAGCUGAAAUGGUGGCAGUGAAACUGGAUAAGAAGCUCAGAGAGAAUCUAAGAGAUGCCAGAAACAGUCUUUUUACAGGUGAUACACUUGGAGCUGGCCAAUUCAGCUUCCAAAGGCCCUUAUUAGUCCUUGUUGACAGAAACAUAGAUUUAGCAACUCCUCUACAUCAUACUUGGACAUACCAAGCUUUAGUGCAUGAUGUUCUGGAUUUCCAUUUGAAUAGAGUUAACUUGGAAGAAUCAGCAGGAACAGAAAGCACUCCAGCAGGUGCAAGACCUAAGAAAAAAAAUAAGAAGUCCUAUGAUUUAACUACAUCUGAUAAAUUCUGGCAAAAGCAUAAGGGCAGUCCUUUUCCAGAGGUGGCUGAGUCUGUUCAGCAAGAACUGGAAUCUUACAGAGCCCAAGAAGAUGAAGUCAAAAGACUUAAAAGUAUCAUGGGCAUUGAAGGGGAGGAUGAAGGAGCAAUAAGUAUGCUUUCAGAUAAUACAGCUAAGCUAACUUCAGCUGUCAGCUCUCUUCCAGAACUUCUGGAAAAGAAGAGGCUCAUUGAUCUUCAUACAAAUGUUGCAACAGCCGUUUUGGAGCACAUAAAGAGUCGAAAGCUGGAUGUGUAUUUUGAGUAUGAGGAAAAAAUAAUGAGCAAAUCCACUCUGGAUAAAUCUCUUCUGGACAUGAUUUCUGACCCAGAUGCAGGAACUCCUGAAGACAAAAUGCGAUUAUUUCUCAUCUAUUACAUAAGCUCAGCUCAGGCACCUUCAGAGAUUGACUUGGAGCAGUAUAAAAAAGCAUUGAUGGAUGCAGGUUGUAAUCUUGCUCCUUUGAGCUACAUAAAACAAUGGAAAGCUUUCACUAAGAUGGCUUCAGCUCCAACCAGCUAUGGAAACGCUACACCUAAACCUUUGGGUCUGUUUUCACGUGUUAUGAAUACAGGAUCACAGUUUGUAAUGGAAGGAGUGAAGAACUUGGUACUGAAGCAACAAAAUCUGCCAGUCACACGUAUUUUGGACAACCUUAUGGAGAUGAAGUCAAACCCUGAGACAGAUGACUACCGGUACUUUGACCCCAAGAUGCUACGAGGCAGUGACAGUUCAGUUCCAAGAAAUAAAAAUCCAUUCCAGGAGGCCAUAGUGUUUGUAGUUGGAGGAGGCAACUAUAUUGAAUAUCAAAAUCUUAUUGACUACAUAAAGGGUAAACAAGGCAAACAUGUCCUGUAUGGCUGCAGUGAACUUUUUAAUGCCACACAGUUUAUAAAACAGCUGUCCCAACUUGGCCAGAAAUAAAACUGAAACACCAUUACCUGGAUGGAAAUGUGACAACAGAGAAUUGUUACAACAUUCAGAUAUCUUCAUAUCUUUAUUUUUGUCAUUAUAUUAAAACUUUAACCCAUUUCAUUAAUAUGAUAACUUUAAAAAAAUCUGUAAUUAAUACGGUGUAUAUCAGCAUUUCAGAAAUAAAACUUAAAACCUA
Messenger RNA from Melospiza melodia melodia, 2121 nucleotides. RefSeq names its product sec1 family domain containing 1 (gene SCFD1). The record is from RefSeq and is a predicted model, not a curated record. NCBI's taxonomy places the organism in Eukaryota, Metazoa, Chordata, Aves, Passeriformes, Passerellidae. The coding region runs from base 36 to 1934 and encodes 632 amino acids. Gene Ontology annotation, molecular function: syntaxin binding. Gene Ontology annotation, biological process: endoplasmic reticulum to Golgi vesicle-mediated transport; intracellular protein transport. Gene Ontology annotation, cellular component: cytosol; Golgi membrane. The transcript has 25 exons.